AUGACAAGUGUUUUGAAGAAAUCUAGAGGCACUAAAGGAAAAUCUGAAUCCAUGCAAGAGGAUCUGCCUUCAAGAUGGGGGGAGGUCUCCCGCGAAAAUCAGUCUGAGGAUGCCGCGAAACUGAUAAAAUGUAUCGAUGAGAACAUCAUCGGGAAAGGAAACUCUUUCUGUGGACCCUUUGGGAGGAGAAAAGUGAUCUACUGCGACUACAACGGGUCAGGUCGAGCCCUGCAAUGGAUAGAGGACUACGUUGCAAGAGAUGUUCUGCCUACACACGCCACAAGAUGCACAGGACUGUCCUAUACGUCGGGACAGAGCGAGCUUUACAGAUCAGAAUCAAAGUCGAUAAUAAGACGGUUCGUGGGAGCUUGCCCUGAAGAUGUGGCGGUGGUAGGAGCCACGCUGGUGAGGUUCCUCAGGGCACUGCGUCCGGAGAAGGUGGUACUCUUCGUGUCUUCGAGGGAGACGGAGAGGCAGAUAGCGCCAUGGAGGGAAUAUGACACUAAGGUCAUAAAAAUCCCAGAAACGAAAGAAGGUUACAUUGACUUGAACAACUUGGAACAGAGACUACAGCAAUACAGUAGCACAGGGAAGAGAAUGAUUGGAUUCUUCCCAGCAGCUUCCAAGCUAACAGGAGUCUUAGCUGAUGAUGUGGCCACGACACUACUCCUGCACCAGUACGGAGCAUGGUCCUUCUGGGACUACACCUUGGUCGCUCCUUCGUCUGCUAUCGACAUGAACCCAACUUUCCCAGGAGUUGAUGAGGAGAUGGUAAAGAAGGAUGCUCUCUUCUUUAAUUGUGAGAAGUUCGUUGGAGGUGUCCAAGGUCCGUGUGUUGUGAUUGUGAAGAAGGAUGUGUUUGCUGAUACUCCGAUUUAUGCUGAUGAUGUUGAGGUACUAAGCGAGAGGAUCGAAGAGUUGAAGUGUACUAAGGGCGUGAGGGCUGCCCUAGUGAUGCAGUUACGAGAUGCAGUCGGCCUUCAAAAUAUUGUCGAGAGACAAGAUAAUAUAAGCAGACAAGUUCUUGCACAUAUAAAGAACAUACCGGAGUUAAUACUGCUGGGCAAUGUAUCCCCAACAGUCAGAAGACUUCCAAUCUUCUCAUUGAUGGUGAAGCAUCCUCGAGGAACCUUCCUGCACCAUAAUUUCAUCUGCGCAGUCCUGAACGAUGUCUUUGGUAUCCAAGCCAGAGGUGGUCUUUCCAGCAACCUGAACUACGGCUCCGAUGUCCUUGGCAUCGAUAGCCAACUUCUAAGGGAAUACGAGAAACUUCUAGACGUGGAAGCUCAGAAAGAGAUCGCUCGAGUGCGUAAACUCAGUGAUGUAAAGGCACCUGAAGUCCCCAUUUACAAUGAACACCUCAGACCUGGAUUCUGCAGAGUUUCUCUGCCUUUCUUCAUGUCAGAUACUGAACUGGCCUUCGUUCUAGAGGCUUUGAAGAUGGUAGCCACAGAAGGAUGGAAAAUCUUACCGCAAUACGUUGUGAACCCUGAGACAGGACAGUGGAGACACCACACCUGUGCAGUACUUAGGGACAGAAAGUCAUUGCACUCACUGAGGUUCAACGACGGCAAGAUGACCUCCCACGAAAGAAGAAUUUCUGGUCCAGGUAUUUUCCCACAAACAUAUACAGAAACUCUUCAAACAGCAAGAAAUCUGUUCAACAGAGCUAGAAAACUGGCCAUGAAGUGCUCAACAGCUGAACCAGAAGUAACCUUUAACCCACGCAUAGACUAUCUCAGAUGGUUUAUGUUACCUAAAGAAGCCCACGACCUUCUGCUCGGUCGAUCGGGUAAUGUCAAACAUAUUGUGCCAUUUGACCCAUCAGGGUACACAGGAGCAAGAAAGAGCCUAAAUCUGACAAGGUCUUCCAUUACUUCUUCGCCUAUAUUGGGAUCGUCGCCAAGACAUUUCAGUCUUUCAGCCAUAGACGACUGCCAUAUAUUUAGACUGAAACAGAAAACAAAGUUCUACUCGAGAGAAUCAAGUCUACGGGAAAAUCAUAAAGAAGAAAGUGAAACACCUCCAGUGCAGUUUGCUGUCGGAGAGUCUGUGUCACCACUUCGCAUGAUACCACAGAACAGACAACCUCAGCUAGUCAGGUCGAGAUGCUACAGCUUAGGGUCAGACAGCCCACCAGCAGCACUCAGCGCACAAACAAAACUAAACCUGGGCUUGAAAGAAACCAGUCCCAACAAUGUCAUAGAAAAAUCAAAUUUCUGUAACUGUGGAAGUCAAACAGACCUGCAGUCUUUAGAUGACCCCAUGAUCUCACCUAACAAGGCGUUCCCCUAUAGUACACAGAGCAGUACAUCAGUAUCUGACUGUAGCCAAGUAGGACGAACAUCGCCGACAACCUCACUAAACUCACAAACCUCAGAAGAUAUCCAGGCUUAUGUCAAGGAAAUGACCAGAGAAAUAGCGACAGAAAUAAAGUCAGAAAUUCGUGAAGUCAUCUCCAAAGUAGAUGAUAUUUUAGAAAAUUCUGAUUCGCUCGAACAGUCGAAUCUUAGUAUGAACUCAAUAUCUAGUCAGAGCGAUAAGAAUUCAGUAUCAGUCAUAGAUGUAGCUGAGUAUCUCAUGGGUAUGUCACGGGAAAUGGCUUCAGAAGUGAAACACGAAAUUCGUGAAAUGGUUAAUCAGGUGGACGAGAUGAUAUCACCAGAUUACACAGGGUCAUGUUCUCGAAAGAGUUCUCCACCACAAACAGGUCGACAAAGAAUUGGUUCUGGCCCUGAGUUAGGACUGGAUCUAAAAAAGGCGCCAGCCAGUUUAAGGAAAUGUCCCACUAGUCCGGUACUGCCUCAGUAUGACGAAGAUGAAAGUCGUUUCUGUAAGCGGUCUCCGAGCACAAGUUCGCCAAAGUCUGCACAGUGUACACCAUCGCAUGAAGCGUCAGGGCCUAACAGCAUUUCAUUCAAUUCGAGUGAGACAUCGACACCUGACACGAUCAUUCAAGUGGUCACAACACAGAACUCUCCGAUCCUCCCUAAAUCGCUGAGUUCACAAAAAUUGUCGGAUGAUGAAGCAAGUUGCACUGACGUCACAUGCAGACAUUGUUCUAUCAAGAAAAAUUGGUGUCAAAAUCCGUCAGUCAGUUCACAGGACAGUGGUAUCAACAUGACGUUCACAGAAACCGACUCAUUUCUAGAAUUCGAUUCGACGACCAAGACGAGAAAGUUCCAGGGCAGACUACGGAUAUGCCAGAAACAUGAGAAGAGUGAAGUGCCAGACAUUAUAGAAGGUGUACCUGUCUGCUCUGGUGACCACGUGCGUCAGACCAAGAGGUACGACGCCACAGACUCCAGCAGAGUUGUAUUCGCUGAAGAUCCUGAAAGACAGAACAGGGCCACGACGGCAGUGGACUCAAAGCGCUGCAGCCGUUCCUCCAAUGCGUCCUCCAGCUGUUCUGAUAGAAGUUCUCGAUCCAGUGGCUAUGGCACAGACCAGAGGACACAUGAUGAACGGUUUUAUGAUAGGAGUGAGUCAGAGUGCCCAACGUUCAAGCCUCACUGGGAGGAGGAGAGAGAGGAACAUGAGGAUAGUAGCGCUUGCAGUGACGCGUCCCUCACGGACCUCACCCUGGACGACGACAGCAACUGGCACUGCCCUCCUAGGGCCGUUUGGAAACCCACUGUUGAGGCAAUCCACGAAUACAACAUGAUCAGGCCAGGAGACAAGGUGCUGGUGUGUCUGUCAGGAGGCAGCAGUUCCAUAGCACUCCUGCACACCAUGCAUCACUACCAGCUCUACUGCAGGGCCAAGGGCAUACACUUCAGUAUUGAUGUAAUUUGCAACAAUCCAUGGAGCCUAGCAGCUGAGGCGACUCGUUGGUCGUGUCGUAGCACUCGUAAGCGCGCUAUUGCUACGGCGCUGGCGCACGGCUACGGCGUAGCAGCGCUCGCGCAGCACCUCGACCGCGCUGCUACGGCAUUCGUAGCAGCCGCCCUACAUGCUGGGACACUCAGGACCUUGAAGCCACAUUAUACUCUACGCGACCACGACAUCCGUAUAAUCCGACCGUUUAUCUACGUGCGCGGGCGCGCGCUGGCUGCGUUCUCCUGCGCGCGCGCACUGCCGGACUUCCGCCUCGCUCCCCACUCCCCCCACUCCCCGGACUCACCGCCCAACAGUCCUGCACAUAGUGACGACAACGGGGAUAAUGGUAAAGACAACAUCCUGGACGAAACGUUAACCGAAGCUUGUAGCUCAUCAGCAAAGCAACUGACACAAGCAUCAAGUGAGGAGUUACAGAACAAGAUCCUGGCAGCCUCCCUGGCAGAGCCUCUGGAGAGUGCUCGUGACCUCCUCGCCUCCCAGGAGAGGAUGUACCCGUACCUCUUCACUAGCCUCAAGAGUGCGUUACGUCCUCUUUUUAAUGGCAGAGACCUGAACAAAGAUCAGAAGGAGCAGCGUCACAGAAAGAAGUCAGUCAUACAAAUGAGGAAUGGAGCACCUGUGUAUGACUCAGACGAGGACAGUGAGGAAGAACUGCUUCCGUAGGCGACUGCCACCUGCCACAGCUGUCUGCCACCCGUGCCAGGGUGCCAACUACUCUAGAGUGCCAGAUGCCAAACAUGCCAACUAUUACUUACAACUAUAUAUUGAUUCAGCUACACGAUGUAAUUAAAA
This is a messenger RNA of Spodoptera littoralis (African cotton leafworm), 4632 nucleotides long. The record is from the annotation of a GenBank genome assembly. NCBI's taxonomy places the organism in Eukaryota, Metazoa, Arthropoda, Insecta, Lepidoptera, Noctuidae.